Molecule: messenger RNA, 7703 nt
Organism: Galleria mellonella (greater wax moth)
Lineage: Eukaryota; Metazoa; Arthropoda; Insecta; Lepidoptera; Pyralidae
Gene: Baldspot
Product: elongation of very long chain fatty acids protein 6
Biological process (GO): sphingolipid biosynthetic process; very long-chain fatty acid biosynthetic process; fatty acid elongation, monounsaturated fatty acid
Cellular component (GO): endoplasmic reticulum membrane
Molecular function (GO): fatty acid elongase activity
Source: RefSeq, a predicted model, not a curated record
CGAAAUUGUAGAAGUAUGAAUAAAAUUCAAGAAACAGCGUGGCGCCGUUUAGUCCUCUGGUCGGGUUCAUUUAAUUUUUUCAAUUUAUCAGAGUGACGGAUCGCGAUAGCGUAUGUUCGGUCUCCGGCGGUGCCUUGUCGCUCCGAAUAAAUAGUCAAACUGAACACAUAUCGCGGUCAUUACACAAAUUAGUCUCACUAAAGCAGUACGGUUCGCCUCUUAUUCGAAAUAUUGACAUUUUUGUCAUCUGUGAUAUAGAUAGCGCGACUCCGUAUCUUUUUAAUAAUUUUAGGUUAAAUCCUAUAAAUUGUGAUGAUCAGUGUGGCGAUAUAGAGGUGAUAAAUCGGACUGUGGCAGCUCAUUUCAGUGUCUAGGACAUUUAAACAAAUUAUAAUGGAGGCUUCGAAAAUUAACUACAAUUUGGACGUAACGCCGAAUUACUCGUACAUAUUCGAGUUUGAAAACGAAUUUAUUCAUCAUAACUAUAGAAAAUGGAUGACAGAAAACUGGACUGUAGCAUUCUACUAUGUUGGCGUUUACAUGGCUUUCAUUUUCUUUGGACAAUACUACAUGCAGAAUCGGCCCAGGUUUGAACUCCGGCGCACCCUGCUCGUGUGGAACAGCGCGCUCGCCGCCUUCAGCAUCAUGGGCGCAUGCCGGACGUUGCCUGAAUUCAUCCAUGUACUCAGGAACCAUGGCAUCUACCAUUCCAUUUGUGUCCCUAGUUUCAUCCUCCAAGACAAAGUGUCCGGCUUCUGGACGGUGAUGUUCGUGCUGUCCAAGCUGCCGGAGCUCGGCGACACGGUGUUCAUAGUGCUGCGCAAGAAGCCACUCAUCUUCCUCCACUGGUACCACCACAUCACGGUGCUGCUGUACACCUGGUACUCGUUCACAGAGUACACGUCGUCCGCACGUUGGUUCGUCGUCAUGAACUAUUGUGUUCAUAGCGUGAUGUACUCGUAUUACGCUUUAGUGAGCAUGGGCAAAUACCCACCCAAGUUCCUCGCCAUGACGAUCACGUUCCUGCAGCUCACACAGAUGAUAGUCGGCUGCGCUAUCAACAUUUGGGCGCACAACUACCUGGCGACCGGGCCCCCGGACACGUGUCACAUCAGCCAGAUCAACAUCAAGCUAUCUAUGGCCAUGUACUUCUCAUACUUCGUGCUCUUCGCUCGGUUCUUCUACAAGGCCUACCUCUCCCCCAAGGGUAAGAAGGCCAAACAGGAGCCGCUUCCGGAGGAGGUGAGCUCCAAAAAGGUGGAUCCAAACGUGUUCCCGAGACAGAGGAACGGCGUCGUCGCGCACUAGUCGACCACAGUUUGUGAUAUGUGCUAGGUUAAUGUACAGGUUAUGGCUGUUAUCUGCGACGAUUGAAACACUUGCCGGAUUGUUUUAUUUCAAUGUAUUCUAGUCUUCGAUCAGUAAUGAUAACAUUCAGUGUCCUAAAGUUGACAAUGAUGUGACAAGGACAGAUAUAUUAGGGUUGAGAAUGUGAAGGAACGGGAUAGGCAAAAGCUACCCAAAUGUUCAUGCAUUUGGGUGCUGUUUUAACGAAAUGUAAUUUUUGAAUUUUGUCAUUACUAAUCGAAGUGUAAAGUGUUUUUACUGUAUUAUCAAUACGUGAGUACAGUGGAUAGCUAUAUAAUAGUGCCUAUAUGAUUUGAACUGAAAUGAUAAGUGCAAGUAAAUAUUUUUAAAUUGAUCAUAAAAUGUUAGUAUCCUAACCAAAUGUCCAAACGUAUAUAAAAAAAAAGUCGUUAACGACAUUUCUAUGAUUAACAAAUAAAGUCUAUGACAACUGAAUAAUAAAAAAAAAAAAUUAAUCAUCUAGAAGUUUCUCCUCCAUAAGACUGCAGUAAACUUUAAAAUAUUAAAUUAGUAUCUUGGUUUUGGUUUUAGUAAUACUAUUAGUAUUGCCUGUAGAGCCAAAUGGAAAGAUUUCAAAAAGCUCGCCAAGUUAUUUAUCAUCGUAAAUGACUUAUUACCUGACAGUGACGAAAACAGUUUAAUUAUGUGCAUGUAAGUCUAUUCGGCAUUUUUUGGCAAUUUUAAUAAAAAUAAUCAAUUCCUGUAACAAUUAAUUACUUAGCCAAAAACUUGUAAAAAGUAAUUAAUUAAUUUUAUAAUUUUAUGUUGCUGUGAUGGUUAACCUGUAAUUAUGUAAUUACAGACUGUAAUCGUAAGACCUUGCAAGAGUUGACAGUUCAAAUAUAAAACCGUUUAAGUAUAAAUCAAAUAAUACCAACCGGGGGUAGGUUGUUUUUUUUAUACAACUUAGAAUGGUACACAAGCUGACGGCCCACCUGAUGGAAAGUGGUAACCGUCGCCUAUAGAAAUGAGCAGUACCAUGGACAUAACAGAGUAUACUGUUUUGCCCAUGAUACCCCCCAUGCGUUGCCAUUCCUGAGGACUCAGGUGUUAUACCACUGUACCCGGUAAAUUCACGCUGUUAAAAGCUUGCAAAGAAUAUUUGACUUUAUUUUUUCGUCUAUCAUGUUUCCUUGUAACUUAUUGCAAGUAAUAGACGCCAAUACAAUUGUUGAUAUGAUGCAGUGUUGAAUGAAGGAAUGUAUUUGCAAUUCCUUAUUAUCCAUGUAACAUAUAUCAACUAGUUGGUGCUCUUUAUAAUUCGAAUGAGGUAGUAUUUAUAUUUUUUUUUAUGAAUUCGAAUUUUAAAAACGAUAGAUUAGAUACACAGAUAUUCUGUAAUAUAUAAGUACAAUAUAUGUAUUAGUAAAUACAAUUAACAAAUUAGCAAUUUGAACUACUUAAUAGUUAUUUAAUUUUGGCAUGUUACCACAAAUAAACAGUGUGUGAAUAUUGAUUUAAUCAUAUAUUUAUUAUAUUUAAAUAAUUAAAUUAUUAUUUUUUAUUAGACCAUGUUAUGUUUUAUAUAAUUUUAUAUUCGAAUCGGGAAUGUAAAAACAGAGUACUAGUUUGUGUACAAAGAUUUAUAGAGUAAAAAUAGUGCAUUUUUUUUUUAUUUUUUUUUUAUUAACCGGUAAGUCUUCAAUCGUCACAGACUCUUAAGGGCGUCCGUCACAUGUUACAUUCCAUGUUUGUUUUCAGCUGUCCCAUACAUUAUAUGAGCGUUGAGGCUUACAGAUGUCGAUGGGCCCUUACCAUAAUGGCGUUUUUAUAUGGGUUCUAUUCAACAUGGACUUUUAGGAGGUCGAUUACAUUUUUAAAUGGGUUGCCUGUCGCGUACUUAUAAGAUUAAACAGAGAAAUGAGAUUAUUCCAUACAGACAUCAAGCAUAUUUAAUCGACCUCCUAACCUCUUCUUGUUUCACGUCAAGACCCGUGUAAAACUACUAGCUCUAUGCUGUUAACGUAUUUAUUAAAGAAAUGAGUGAUUUUUUUUUUAAAAUAAUUUAUUUGUAAAGGAAUAGUUUUAAUGGACCUGUACAGAUUGUAAACAUUAUGGGUUUAGCUUGUGACCGCGCCGGGCGGCUCUAGGAAUAGUUUAAUACUUUGAAACGCUUGUCAAACAAGUGCACAAAGUGUAAAAGAUGUAAUUCCUUAUAGUGGAAUAAGCAAUAUUAAUAUUCGGUGAAAUUGACAGUUUUUUUGAUUAGUUCAGUAUAGUUGAAAUUACUUGGGGCCUUGGACAAGCGGCGAACGAUUUCAUUUCAAUAUAAAAAAAAAACGCUAUUUGGUGAUGAGAAAUAGCGUGAGUGUACGGUGUAUCAUCGUCAGCAACGGGGCGGUAAGCUGAUUGUGUUUUUAGGUGUAAAGAAAUAAAGAUCAUUUUACUUUGUGAAGACUGAAGAGUAAAUGUAACAUAAGAAAGGGAUCGUUUACCGCUUAUACAAAGGCUCUGGUUGUUGCCUAGAUUUUCGGGGCAUAGUACUAACAAUUUGGCUGUUAUAAAAUCUCCCUUUCACUAAAUAUACGAUAAAUGAGGGGAAUUUAAGAUAUAGUUCAAAUUAUACGCUUCCACGUGUUCGUGCGUUUAUUCGCGUGGAGGCCGUAAGCGUUUGCGACACGUCUUGUACAGUGACGACAGUUGUUGUUACUUAACACUUUGUUACCACCUUGUUGUAGUAACUAAAUAUCAAGAGUGCAUUAUAUUACCUGGCAACAUUUAAACAGCUUCGCCCGUGACUUUGUUCACGUGCAAUAAGUAGAGAGGUUUGAAAAAAAAAAACAACUGAAUAUAUUUAAACAAUUUUAAAUAUGCUGAAUACAUUUUAAAAGUUAUUUAAUACUAAGUGUUAAUUGAAAUAUGAUUAAGUCAGUACUAAAAUGUUAAAAAAAAAAUGGGAAACAUUAAAUGAAAAAUCAAAUAGAUUUUGGUAGUUUUUUUAAUUAAUUCAGGAAUAUUUAAUAUCGUUUAUUUUUAAAUUUGCCAGGUAGUGUUGCCAGUUUGAACUCUUAAAAUAUUUAGUAACAGUCAAUAAUGUAAGAAUUACUAAAGUGUUUCCAUAACAAUAAAGUCGACUGCGAAUACUCAUUCUCUAAAUGUCUUUUUAAAAAUAAAAAAGAAAUAGCUUUUCAGAAUACGUUCUGCCAUGUUCUCUUCUUGAAUAUCAUAUAUUUCUGUAUUUUAAAUUAUUUAUAUUAGAAAUAUACAUAGAGAAUGAGAUUUCAAAAUCGGUUUCAAUAGAGUUAAUUCUGGGAGAUUAUUCCUUAAAUUUGUCUCUAAAAUUUUAAUUUUUAACGUUUAGCGAAAAUGUUAUAUUAUGUACCAUUAAAUUUAAACAUUAUACUGAUCCGUAGAAUAAUAAUUUCGCUGUAAUACUGUUUACUAAAAUUUUAAUUUAGAGUUAAAUGGUUAUUUAGAAUCAACUCUAUUGUAUGCGUUAUGGCCAAGACCCGCGUCGCCGUAGACUUAGUGACUCCUCGAUGCCGGACGCAAACGUAGGGCACACACAAAUUAACAUAUAAGCCUCUCCAGUGUCCAAGUUUGUUGACCAUUGGCUGUCUACUUAACGCGUUGUAACUGAGCAUAAAGCCAGUUUGUGAUUCUAAACUUAAUCUAUAGAGUAACAUAUUAAUAAAUGUACCGCUUUCGGCUAAAAUGUAAUUAUUGCGACAACUAGCGGUGUUUUUGUAUUAGUGUUAACGUUGUUGGACGAUUCCUCUGACCUGUUGAUAAUUAGCGUAGGGAAGAAUCCAAUAUUUGUCCGCUAAACAGAACCUUACUUCAUUGGAAUAAGAUGCAGUUUUUAGUAUAGAUUUAGAUCGGGUCAAUUUCGUAUAGUACCACUAUAGAAGUCAUAUGUUUAAGGUAGGGAGUUUCGAAUGUAGGCUGUUAAUUUAGUGUCGUUGUGCAAUUAACGCUUUGUCUACUGUCAACGCGAUAUUGAAUGGACGGCGCUGUCAAAUAUUCAAAUACAGAAUGUAUUUUUUUUUACACUCGGAAUGCGUGGCAGAGCAAAGGCGUUAAAUGGACAACGACCCAUAUUGUCCAACCAAUGCUUUGUUAUAAUGAGAAAGGGUGCGACUAACUUCGUUUAACGUUAUAUAUUAACUUAUAAUUUGUCAUACGAUUGUAUUUACGUCAAAAUGGGCAAUUUGUAAUAACAAGGUUGUGGUGGGAAUACAUUUAGAAGGCGAUAAUUCGAUAAUUUAAUAUAAAAAUAUUACGUUUACACCUGAAAAAGUACAGAAGUGGAAGUUCGUACAUUUUGAAACAGUGUUCUACUUAAUAACGUUGUUGUUUCUUUGUACAAGUCAAAAGUUCUUUGUUGAUAGUUUUUAAAUAAAUAAUAUAACCCCGACGCAUUUGGAUACACACUGCCAUCUAAAGGCACAACCGUUACGCCAUAGUAGUAAUCUAUUGACCGAUCCUUAAUACAGGCUAUGUUUAUGAUAAGGUCAAAUUAUUUUAUAAGGGGCCGUAAUGUUUAUAGCUAUUCCAGUUGAAAUAUUUUUAUAAUGCUUGUUUUCAUUAUUUUAAAUAAUACAAUGUCCAUAAAAUACCAAAUUAGAAUGCUGAAUUUUAUAUUAUUUCGUCUAACCAAGAUAUGGCAUGCCUUGUCCAUUUUAUUGCCAUAUAUAUUAGGUAUUAUAUAAUAUAAAGCAAUAAAAUAAACAAAUAUAACUUCAUUUAAUAAUUUCAAUAUACUUUGUGUUAGAAAUAUUUCCAAACAGAUUGCUGUUUCAUUCUACGGGUGACAUCCCCUUCUAUAUUGUACCCGCUUUAAAUAUUUGUUUUGGACACAUUUUUAUUUUUGACAAAUGGCAACCCCAUUGAUAAUAAGAGCUGUCAUUGAGAAAAUGAAAUAAAUAAGGUUAUUUUGUUAUCUAUGUUUCUAGACUACUCUUGUCUAAUUUUGUAAUGCUGUCAUCAGCGGGAUAUUUACUAGGAUUUUGUAUAGGACUCUUUAUUAUAUAGUGGACUGGGAAAUAUAGUACAGUGUACAAAUUUUGACAUAUAUUUAUUUAUUUUUUUGCUUAAUAUCAUUUUAUAAUUCUGUCUGCCAAUUCAUUAAUGGUGUUAUUCACAUAAAUGACGAGAAAUUUAAAACUAAAUAAAAAUUGCGGUACUUGGUUUUCGAAAUAAUAUAUUGUUUUUUAUUUCGCCGAAGUACAUCACAACUGGAGCAGCUUAUAGAAACAUAUUUGAACAAUAUUGUCUUAAUAUUUAGGUAACACUAAGUGGAGGAAAAACUAGUCUGUUUUUUUUUUGUUCACUUCGCAAUAUCUUAUUUAAUUUUAAACUUCUUGUGUUUGUUCUUGCAUUUAUACCGUGUAUUCACUAGUCAACAUUUUUAAUGCAUUCUUACAGUAAUCAUGAAGUAAUCCAAAUGUCUAUAAUGUGCAAGCACACAAUUGAUUGAUAUUUCUUACAUUCUACUUUUAUGACAUAAUUUCUCUGUCUUUUUUGUUUUUAAAUGUUUCUAGUGUAUACAUGGUUUAAGGGCUGUCACAAUAAAACAUAAUGUGUAAAUAACGAUGUCGCAUUGUAUACCUUUUGACUGGCUCUUUAUAAAACGCUACAACUAUAGAACAGCUUAUAUUUCAUAUAGUACUGCUCAUCGUAGCCUAUGUUCACUCUGAAAGUAGGCUAAGAUUAGCUAAAUAUUAAUAACACAUUAAUAUGUAAUAAAUUUCUAUAUCUUAAUGUUUCAAUCUUACAAUGCCGCAUCGGGGGAUUGUGGCAGCCCUGACACCUUUUGAACUUUGGCAGUAACAAAUAGUGAGAUACAUAGCGGAUGAUAUUUGUUAUGGGUUCUGUAGAUGAGCCAAGCGGCUUGAAGUACCUUACAAACUUCGUCUAUCUUACAAGCAUUAAAAUAUGUGCUUGAUUCAAGCCGCUUGAUCAUCAUUAGACACCAUUCAAAUAUAUAAUUGUUUAUUAUCUAUUAAUUAGGUACAUACCAAUCCGCUGCUUUUACAGGUGAAAUUAUAAUGGCGACUAGUGUUUUUCUUGUAUCGAUUACAAUUAUGAUCAUUCAUAAAUAAUUUACAGCAUUUAUUUAUAAUUUAUUUUGUUUUUUUUUUUCUAUAUUUUACAAGAUAUGGAUAUUUAUCUUGAUCUGCCUAGGAUGAAUUAGCGGUUACAGUUCCAUGUGCGAUACAUAAAAAAAUAUUUUGAGAAUAUAUUUUUAUGAAUGACAUUUUAUGGUUACAAUUUCAGAACAGAAAUAUGUUUAUAAUAUCAUUGAAUAAUCAAUAUGAACUACAAUAUGAAAGUGGAAAUAUUCUUGCAGUCAUUAAUUUGUAUUUUCUGGGCAAAUAAAGCGUUAAUGAAUA